Maudiozyma barnettii is the source of this 1473-nucleotide messenger RNA. RefSeq names its product tetrahydrofolate synthase (gene MET7). Gene Ontology annotation, cellular component: cytosol; mitochondrion; cytoplasm. The record is from RefSeq and is a predicted model, not a curated record. Gene Ontology annotation, biological process: tetrahydrofolylpolyglutamate biosynthetic process. The transcript has a single exon. Gene Ontology annotation, molecular function: ATP binding; tetrahydrofolylpolyglutamate synthase activity. Bases 1 to 1473 code for a protein of 490 amino acids. Lineage: Eukaryota; Fungi; Ascomycota; Saccharomycetes; Saccharomycetales; Saccharomycetaceae.
AUGAAGAUAAGUAUGCCCCUAAGAAUGGUAGGAAAAACGUAUAGCGAUGCAAUUAACGCUUUGAACUCUUUACAAUCGAACUAUGCCAACAUUAUGGCAAUCAGAGAGUCUGGAAUUCGUAAGAAUGAGAUGGCUCUUUUAGAAAUGGUAGAGUGGACUAGAAGGAUUGGUUACUCUACAUCAGACUUUAAUAAAUUGAAUAUAGUUCACAUCACUGGGACGAAAGGCAAAGGGUCAACUGCAGCUUUUACAAAUUCGAUACUAGGUCAAUAUAAAGAACAAUUACCUAAAAUAGGUUUGUAUACAUCUCCACAUUUGAAAACUGUGAGGGAAAGAAUAAGAAUUAAUGGUAAGCCCUUAUCUGAAGAAAAAUUUACCAAAUAUUUUUAUGAAAUCUGGAACAAAUUAGAUAAAUCUUCAUCACCUUUGGAUAAAUUUCCUCAUAUGACUCCUGGAUCCAUGCCAGGCUAUUUCAAAUUCUUGACGUUAUUAUCUUUUCAUACAUUCUUACAAGAAGGUUGUAAAAGUUGUGUUUAUGAAGUUGGUAUUGGCGGUGAAUAUGAUAGUACAAAUAUUAUUGAAAAACCAGUAGCAUGUGGCGUUUCUUUACUAGGAAUUGAUCAUACAUUUAUGCUAGGUGACACUAUAGAAGAGAUAGCCUGGAAUAAAGGUGGAAUCUUUAAACACCACGUUCCAGCUUUCACUAUUGAGAACCAACCAGCAGCAGGUAUGAAGGUGCUGAAAGAGCGUGCAAGAGAACGUGAUACAAUAGUUACUACAGUUCCGAUUUUUGAUGCAUUGGAUAAAAUUGAAUUAGGGAUCGCAGGUAGUUUCCAAAAGACAAAUGCGUCGUUAGCAGUUGCCUUAGCCUCACAAGCCCUAACCUCUAUGGAAGUAUUGGAAAACCCCCUGGGUACUACUGAAAAUACAUCACUACCCAAAGAAUUCUUGAGUGGGCUAAAAAACACAUUAUGGGAAGGACGCUGUCAAACUAUAGAUCGUGGUAAUAAUACAUGGUAUUUAGAUGGUGCGCAUACUAAAGAUAGUAUAGAAGCUGCAUCAACAUGGUUCAGUGAUGUAGUGAAGGACUCACAGAAACCUAAAGUUUUAUUAUUUAACCAACAAAGUAGGGAUGCUAAUGCUUUAAUACAUUUCAUGAACGGGAAAAUAGCCCCAGAGGUUCGUUUUGAUUAUGUUGUCUUCACAACAAAUGUAACAUGGGAUUCUGGUAGUUACAGUGUCGAUCUAGUAUCUAUGAAUACAUGUAAAGAAGAUGUAGAUGAAUUAAAGGUCCAAAAAUCUAUAGCUAAGGAAUGGACUAAAAUUGAUAAUGAUUCAAAAGUAUUCGUUUCCCCAAAUAUCGAACAUGCCACUAAUCUAAUUGAAGGUUUAUGUGAUGAAUCCUUAGAUAUAUACGUAUGUGGUUCACUUCAUUUAGUGGGUGGAUUAUUAGUAGUAUUUGACGGGAAAUGA